AUGUCCCCCUUUUCCUUCCGUCGCCCUCGCGAUAUCCCUUCCCCCUCCCGUCGCCUGUCCGCUCUCUCUCCCGUCGCCUGUCCGCUCCCCCCGCCCUCGCCUUCAUGCUCUCUCUCACGUCGCCUUCGUGCUCUCCCUCCCGUCGGCUUCGCGCCCUCCCUCCCGUCUCCUUCGCGCCCUCCCUCCCGUCUCCUUCGCGCUCUCCCUCCCGUUGCAUGUCCGCCCUCCCUCCCUUCGCCUUCGCGCUCUCUCUCCCGUCGCCUGUCCGCUCCCCCUCCCCUCGCCUUCGUGCUCUCCCUCCCGUUGCCUGAACCCCCGUCCCUCCCUUCGCCUUCGCGCUCUCUCUCCCGUCGCCUGUCCGCUCUACCUCCCCUCGCCUUCGUGCUCUCUCUCCCGUCGCCUUCGUGCUCUCCCUCCCGUCGGCUUCGCGCCCUCCCUCCCGUCUCCUUCGCGCCCUCCCUCCCGUCUCCUUCGCGCUCUCCCUCCCGUUGCAUGUCCACCCUCCCUCCCUUCGCCUUCGCGCUCUCUCUCCCGUCGCCUGUCCGCUCCCCCUCCCCUCGCCUUCGUUCCGUUGUGAAAUUUGUGAUGUGUUGUGCUCGAUGCGGAUUUGGAUGGGUGGGAGAAGUGGAAAUGUCAUAG
Closterium sp. Naga37s-1 is the source of this 639-nucleotide messenger RNA. The record is from the annotation of a GenBank genome assembly. Lineage: Eukaryota; Viridiplantae; Streptophyta; Zygnematophyceae; Desmidiales; Closteriaceae.